UGGAAUUCUCGUAAUGCGCAUGCGCACUCGAGUCCACAAGCGUGGAAGUUAUAUCAGCAGCUGUUUGACAGCAGAGAGCGCUUGCAUGCGUUUACUGUUGCGUAGCCACCCACACCAUCAGGAGCGAUUUUAGAGAAGGUUCUGUCCAGAUUAAUCAUGAGGAUCGCUGUUCUUGGCGCGACCGGUCAGACCGGGCAGCAGCUGGUCAAUCAGGCUCUUCAGCAAGGACACUGUGUCACGGCCGUCGUCAGAAACCCGGGAAAACUGACGCUGACGCACGAGAACCUCAAGGUGGUUGAAGCAGACAUUUUCUCAGAAGACAGCCUGAAACCGCACUUCAAAGGUCAGGAUGCUGUGUUGUCCUGUCUUGGCUUUCCGAUCUCAUUUUUAUACGGAGUCACUGGCUACACCCAGUCUAUGAAGGCAGCAUUAAAUGCUAUGCGUGAAGUCAAAGUCAAUCGAAUCAUCACCAUGACCUCAUGGUACACUGACCCUAAUUCAGGCUCCAAUUCUUCCUUUCUCAUCCGCUUCAUGUUGCUUCCCAUGAUUAGAAGUGUUCUGAACAACAUGUAUGAAAUGGAAAGCUUUCUCAAGCAGACUGACGACAUCAACUGGACUGUUGUCCGUCCUCCUGGUCUGAAGAAUAUUCCAACAACAGCCAACGAGUUCCUCACUCAUGAAGGUUAUUAUGUCCCUGAUGAAAAUGGUCUGCCGAUCGGUCAGUCUGUGUCAAGAGGAGAUGUGGCUCGUUUCAUGCUCUCUCUACUCAGUAACAAUGCUUGGAUGAAGAAAGCUGUUGCUAUCAUCACCAAAUGAGUUUGCACUUCGCUUUAUCAUUACUUUUAUAUCACUUGCCAAACAGCUUUUAACAGUUUAAUUCAAUUGAUAAAACAUUUUAAUUUAAAGCACUUAUUCAGUACAUCUGGCUUUAUGUCACACAUAGCAGUUUGCAAAGACUGUCAGACUAGCAAAUAAUAUGCUAAUAAUAUGUUUGUCCAUUUGUCCUACUUUCUAAAGGAUUUUAAGGGGUUUCUCAGUACCAAAGAAGGGUUAGCAGAAUUACAAGAAAAUAUAAUUCAUAAAACCAUAAAACAUUUUGUUGCCCAUUGUUUGGGACACUUUGUAAUGUAAAUGGGUAUUGAAAUGAAAAGAAUAAUUUCAUGAGCUGUUUUCUUCUCAAACAUACUGUAUAUGAAUUUUGGAAUUAAAUGUCAACAGUCACAUUUUUAAUAAGAAAACAGACUAAUUUAUAAUCAUUAUUAGUUUACUAACAUCAAGCCUAUAUGCAUAUUAGUUUGUUGAUUCACUGCAUAACACAAAACAUUAACAUCAUUAGGAAAACUUUCUUGACCUUCCAAGUUAUAAUGCUGUCUAACAGUGCAGGUUAUUGGUUUCUUUGUAUUAUAAUUUUUUUACUUUUUGAAUAUUUUAUGUUGAUUUUUGUAGUACAUAUCUAUUGAUUUUUUUUUCUUCUUUUUUUUAAACAGCACACUACAGAGUUUGCAGUUUUACAGUUACAUACAUUUUUAGAAGUUCAGUUUAAAAUUAUGGCUACAUCUGAAAGUUAAAUUUCUGAUUUUGGCCUACUAUUAAACAUGUAGUUGUAAGCUAUGUAUGAAAAUGUAAAAAUGCAUCAAUGAAGUGCACUACAACAAAACACCCAUGGUUCCUUACACAAACCACUAGAUGGCUCUUGGAAGUACUGGCUUGCAUUUGAUGAAACAGCCAGUUUAGCAUGAGCACACAGAAAUCCGAUUUUUGGAGCCAAAUUCUUGGUGACCUUCUUUGCCAUUAUUGCUGGUUUUUUGUUGAUGAGCAGGUGAAUGAAUUAAAUUGUUCUUUAAGAUGCAGUCUGCUAUGAACUUUAUGCAACUGGUGUGAACAAAGUGUCUUAUGACCACAUGAGCGCAGUGUUGCUCUGUUUUUAAUAAACUGCUUGUAUACCCUGCCUGUGCCUUGAGAAUGUUAUCAAGUCUUACAUUAAGUGUUGUAAGCUGAUAGCUGCCCAAUAAAAAUAAGAAAAGUU
This is a messenger RNA of Onychostoma macrolepis, 2026 nucleotides long. Its product is annotated as flavin reductase (NADPH)-like. The transcript is spliced from 5 exons. The record is from RefSeq and is a predicted model, not a curated record. NCBI's taxonomy places the organism in Eukaryota, Metazoa, Chordata, Actinopteri, Cypriniformes, Cyprinidae. Bases 157 to 816 code for a protein of 219 amino acids.